This is a messenger RNA of Hypanus sabinus (Atlantic stingray), 11345 nucleotides long. It is a transcript of the gene ulk2, whose product is annotated as unc-51 like autophagy activating kinase 2. Gene Ontology annotation, molecular function: protein serine/threonine kinase activity; ATP binding. Gene Ontology annotation, cellular component: cytoplasm; autophagosome. The transcript is spliced from 28 exons. The record is from RefSeq and is a predicted model, not a curated record. Gene Ontology annotation, biological process: peptidyl-serine phosphorylation; autophagy; protein autophosphorylation. Bases 385 to 3597 code for a protein of 1070 amino acids. Lineage: Eukaryota; Metazoa; Chordata; Chondrichthyes; Myliobatiformes; Dasyatidae.
GGUCGGCGGCGGGCGGGAGCGACGCGGCCGUGUGCCGCUGCCGGAACAAAAGAAACAAUAAAACAAAAAUGCCGCAAAAGCUCUAUAGCAGGAAGGUGGAUUCCUCCACAUCAGCCUGAUUUGUAACACACGCAUGUAACUGCCCCCCCCCUCCAUACACCGCAUAGUUGCUAACUAUGCGCAGCAACCGAGCGCUAGUGGAAUGGGAUUAUGGUGGCAGAGCCGCCUCUGCUCCUUCACAGCUGAUGCCGCUCGCUGGAAAGCUCGGGCUCUGCCUUGCCGCCUGUUUCAAGAGGGAGCAGCAAACACUGCCAGCAGCAGCAGCUUCAAUCACCACUUCUAUCUCGUCCUUUUUUUCCUCUUAGCCCCUCGGCAGUGCCGGCUAUGGAGGUAGUGGGGGAAUUCGAGUACAACAGGAAAGAUCUCAUAGGACACGGAGCCUUCGCUGUGGUCUUUAAAGGCCGCCACAGGAAGAAAGCGGAUUGGGAAGUAGCAGUGAAAUGUAUAAACAAGAAAAAUUUGUCAAAAUCUCAAAUCUUGCUGGGUAAAGAAAUAAAGAUAUUAAAGGAGCUUCAACAUGAAAACAUCGUUGCACUUUAUGAUGUUCAGGAGACUCCAAACUCUGUUCAUUUGGUGAUGGAGUACUGCAAUGGUGGUGACCUGGCAGAUUAUCUGCAAGUCAAAGGAACACUUAGUGAAGACACCAUUAGAAUCUUCCUCCAGCAGAUUGCAGCCGCGAUGCGAAUACUUCACAACAAGGGAAUAAUCCAUCGCGAUUUGAAACCACAGAAUAUCCUACUUUCUUAUGUUAGCCGGAAAAAGUCCAAUAUGAAUGGCAUUCGUGUCAAAAUAGCUGAUUUUGGCUUUGCCCGAUAUUUACAGAGUAACAUGAUGGCUGCCACACUUUGUGGUUCUCCCAUGUACAUGGCACCUGAGGUUAUCAUGUCACAACACUAUGAUGCUAAGGCAGAUCUCUGGAGUAUAGGCACUGUGAUAUUUCAGUGCCUUGUUGGCAAGCCUCCAUUCCAGGCAAACAGCCCACAGGAUUUAAGGCUCUUCUAUGAGAAAAACAAAAGUCUGGUCCCCAACAUCCCAAGUGAAACCUCUGCUCAUCUUGGUGAGCUUCUACUCGGCUUACUUCAGAGAAACCAGAAGGACAGGAUGGAUUUUGAAACAUUCUUCAACCAUCCUUUCAUGGAUCAGGCAUCAUCAGUCAAAAAAUCAUGCCCCGUGCCUGUGCCCACGUGCCCUGGUUCUGUGUCUGGUAGUUCUUGCGGCAGCUCUCCGUCCUGUCAUUUUGCCUCUCCUCCAUCAUUGCCAGACAUGCAACGGAUACAGGAGGACACUCUGUCUUCCCCACCUUUGGGUCCUCCUAACUAUCUGCAGGUUUCCAAAGACUCUGCAAGCAGUGGCAGUAAGAACUCCUCAUGCGACACAGAUGACUUUGUUCUUGUUCCACAUAGCAUCUCCUCUGAUCAGUCAUAUGAUAUGCCAUUGGGAACAGUUGGCAGACGAGCUUCCAGUGAGUUCUUGAUGUGUGGAGGGCAGUCACCUUUAAACUCUUCAGGGGGCUCAUUAGCACUGCAGAGACCUUCCUCAGCCUCAUCCAGGUCAAGCUCUUCUAGCUCAGCCAACAGGCAGUGUCCACCUCCGGUGUCCCCACGUACUGAGUCAGCUCCAAUUCCUGUCCCGACGCAGAUUAGAAACUACCAGCGGAUUGAACAGAACCUGCAUGUCAUUUCUGGCCACAACACUAAUCCCUAUGGAUCACCCAGGUCUGGAAUGGUAAAGAGAUCUAAUACAAGCCCAAUGGGUUUCAUGAAGCUUACAGGAGGGUCACCAGCUGCAGCUGAUGCACCACAAAACCCAGGCCGCAGACUCUCCACUGGAUCCUCCAGGCCAUAUUCCCCUUCACCUUUAGUUGGCACGAUUCCUGAGCAGCUUAGCCACUGCUGCUGUGGUCUGCCCCCAGGACAUGACUCACGAUCCAGAACACCAUCAGGUUCACCAUCCCCACAAUCACACUUAAUGGGUGCAAGACUCCAAAGUGCCCCGACUCUUACUGACAUCUACCAGAGCAAGCAGAAACUCCGUAAGCAGCACUCAGAGCCGUUAUAUCCUCCAUCAGCGGGUUAUGGAUGUAGCCAUUCUCCACAACCUGGUAGACCUGUUAGCCUGGGUACUUCUCCUACGAAACAUAUGGGAACAUCUCCACGAACGUCUGACUGGCUACAUAAAACUCCCUUGCCCACUAUCAUUGGGUCACCAACAAAGACUACUGCUCCACUCAAGCUACCUAAAACUCAAGCAUCUUCCAAUUUACUUGCCUUGGCUGCACAGCAAGAAUUAACUGAGAGUCCAGCAGUACAGUCCAAAGCGAUGCUGGAGGCUAGAGAGUUCUGCAUCUACCAUCCACAAGCGAGUGCUAAACGAACAGCCUCUGAGAACAAAACUACUUUUGGCAGAUCUGUAAGUACUGGAAAAUUAUCUGAUCAAGCAACAAAGGCCACAUUUGGAGGACAGACCUAUCAAGGAAGUACUGACAGUCUGAAUACUGAGCGUCCAAUGGAUAUAGCUCCAGCAGGUGCUUCCGGUUUGGCAAUGGGUUCCCCUGCCACAGUGAUAGGAGUGAGCCCAAGGACUGUGGUGUUCACUGUAGGCUCACCACCAAGCAGUGUCACUCCUCCCCAUAGCAGUCACAUGGUCACCAGAGCAAGGACCAUGUCAGUUGGCUCGGGAAGCCCGCUGGGAUCUCUCUGCUCUAACAGUGGGCGAAUUUACAUGGGUUCCCCGCCCGGUGGUUCAAUGGGCACCUCCCCUCCCGGAGCAGAGGCUCCCUCAAGUUUGAAGUACAUGACGUUUGGAACCUCGCCUCCCAGUUUGGAAGGAUUUAUCACAUUUGAAGCUCCAGAACUUCCAGAAGAGACUUUAAUGGAGAGAGAGCAUACGGAUACCUUGCGCCACCUGAAUACAAUGCUGACGUUUGCAGAGUGCAUUAUGGACAUUGCAGCAACAAAAGGAGGUAGCUUAGACCUGGGGACCUCUGCUGCCUCUCUGUACCAAAUCCAGGAGAGCAUUGUGGUCGACCAGAUCAGCCGUCUCAGCAAGGAGUGGGGACAAGUGGAGCAGCUGGUGCUAUACAUGAAAGGAGCACAACUUCUGGCGUCAUCUUUGCACCUUGCCAAAGACCGGGUUAAAUCAGGCAAGCUGAACCCAUCCACAGCAGUUAAGCAAGUUGUUAAAAAUCUGAAUGAACGUUACAAGUGUUGCAUCUCGUUUUGCAAGAAACUUACUGAGAAACUGAAUCGCUUCUUCUCCGACAAGCAGAGGUUUGUGGAUGAAAUCAACAGUGUCACUGCAGAGAAACUGAUUUACAGCUACGCUGUAGAAAUGGUGCAGUCAGCAGCAUUGGACGAAAUGUUCCAGCAAACAGAAGACAUUAUGUACCGGUACCAUAAAGCAGCAUUGCUGUUGGAAGGCUUAACGAAGACACUACAAGAUCCUGCAGAUAUUGACAACAUCCUCAAAUACAAAGCCAACAUUGAGCGCAGACUCUCAGCUCUGUGUCAUGCCCCAGUGGCUUUGUACGACAACUAGCCUUCCGGAAUGGACCAUGUGCAACAAUGCAGGGACCACUGCCUCUCCUGGAAUCUUGGAGUUGCCUUUUUCCCCAACCCUGCUCCCAACAACCCACCCACCCGUUAUUUGGAAAACGGUCCACACUGGGUUUGUUUUGUUCUCCACAGCCUAUGCCAAUCCACCAGGUGAAGAACGAUCAAUUUUUGUUUUAGAAGAGUUACCAAAGAGGAGUUGUUGUUUCAAGAGAAAGGAAAUAUAUGUAUAAAUACAGAUUAAUACUUCUGAAAGCCCCCUCAGACAUUUAGCAUAUUCUUUCAUUUCAGUUUACCUUGUGGGGCAGUGACUGCUUCUGGCUCCCAAAGCCACCCGAUUGCUGGAAUUUGUUAAGAUAAGCAUGAAUGAAGCUGAAGUCUGUACUCCACGUUCAUUGAAAACUCAAGGGGUACUUAGAAACGUGUCUUCAGAAUAAACAGCAAGGCUUACAAAGGAACUUUGUGCCCUGUCUGUUGUGCAUGGGACACGCUGACAGAUUGGACUCCUGUCACUGAAACUAUUACCUUUUUAUAAGAGACACUAAUGGUGUGAUAAGUGAAUAGAUGUUACUUACGGAAUUUGUAUGUUUUACCAUGAUCCUUGCACAGCCGUUCAGAGGCACGCAGUGCCUUGUGUCUUCAGAUGUUUCAUCAAAUUCACCUCCACCCAUGGAGAAGAGCACUUUAUGUGACUAAGAAGUUAACAAAAGGACAGUAAGAGAUGGAGUGGCCCACCCCAUCGCAUAAACUGCAAACCAGAUGCCACACUGGAUGGACUGGAGAGAGGGGACUUCCUUGAUUUUACUUUUUUGUGUAGCUCCCUGGGCAGGAGUUUCUGAAAUGGCGAAGACUGUGCUCCUAUGGACAACCACUUCUGAUUGCACUACUGUGGACCUUUCAUAACAUUAUGCAGAACUCCUCACAGAAUGGAGCAUCUUAAAAGGAAUGAAGAAAAGUUAAUGAACAGUAACGGAAAAGAAUAAACCAUCCGGGUAGUAUAAGCUCGAAAGGCAUUCGACAGAGGACAUUUUAACGUUUGGAGCCUAAAGCACAGAGUGCUUGACACUUCAACGCAAAAGACUGCAAAAAAAAAAGCCUGUAUUAUUACAAGCCUUUCCAUUUUUUUUUACAUAUUAAAUACUUGAGUAGUUCAUAUAGAGCAACUAUCUGUAUAUAAUGAAACUAGUAUUUUUCCUCUUAUUUUGCCAUCGAUUGCUGACUUUUAAACAAUUAUUUUUUGGCUGUCUUUAUGUUAUGCAUGUGAUAAGUGUGACUGUGCCAUUGGGCCUAAUAAUAUUGCUGAUGAUGCUGUUUCUGCAGACAGUAUUAUGUAGAUAAGCAUUUUUCCUGUAGAAUGAGAACCUAUUGUACAGACUAACAUAAUCCUUGGGUAUUUUCAGGGGUGGAAAAAAGUAUUGGGACUCUGGUAACCAAUCCAACAAGCACAAUCAUCUCUUUGUAUUAUGUGUGAUUGAGUUAGGAUGAAUCAGGAUCAGUCUUGGAUAGCUGUGUGGAGGACUACAGCUGAGCUAGCUAGUGUAUCUUACAAAAGGAGAAGUUUCUGAAAGUAGUGAUUAUAAAUUUUAUUUCUUAAAAUAGUAGCUUAGGAAAGGAAUAGACAUUUGUGAUGUGUGAUUCUCAGGUUGGGAAUGGGAAGCGUUCAACUAUUCUGUUUCUUUCUCUCCGUGCAUCAAUUCUUACCUUUUGAAAUUGGGUUCUCGGUGAUUUGUACACUCAGUGGCCACUUUGUUAGGUACACUCCUGUACCCAAAGGGAGCCGCAGAAUACCACACCGAUUACCGCUCCUGUGGAACCCAGCGUGCUCUCCUGCUGCUGUAGCCCAACCACUGAGAGGUUUGACAUGUUGUGAGUUCAGAGAUACUCUAACGUACACCACUGUUGUAACACGAUCUUGUCAGCUUGAACCAGUCUGGCCAUUCUCCUCUGACCUCCCUCAUUAACAAGGCAACUUCACCCACAGAACUGCUGCUCACUGGAUGUUUUUUUGUUUCUUGCCUCACUCUCUGUAAACUCUAGAGACUGUUGUGCGUGAAAAUCCCAGGAGAUCCGCAGAUUCUGAAAUACUCAAGCCACCUCAUUUGGCACCAACAAUCAUUCCAUGGUAAAAAUCACUUGGAUCACAUUUCUUCCCCUUUCUGAUGUUUGGUCUGAACAACAACUGAACCUCUUGACGACGUCAGCUUGAUUUUCUACAUUGAAUUGCUGCCACGUGAUUGGCUAAUCAGAUAUUUGCGUUAACAGGCAGAUGUUCAGGUGUACCUAAUUUAAAAAGUGACCACUGAAUGUAUACCGUUGUUUAACUGCCCCAACAGACCAGGAGCAGCGUUGACCACUGCACGCAGAACAACCUCUCCAGCAUUCUGUUCCAGAGCUGUUCAAUAUCUUUUCCACCCUUGGGCAUUUUUGUUCUCCAUUUUUUUUAAUGUUUCUCAGCUGCUCAAGUACUUGAAUAUUAAACAUUAACAAUCAUGUUUAAUUUCCCAGAGACAGUUUGUGGAAAUAUUUCCAAUGUAGCAAUGGAUUUGGCUUGUUUAUGAAGCUUGUCACCCCUUUCGUUCCCUCCCCCCCCCCCCACACACACACACACACUUUAUAUUAUGAAAAGUAACCAAUGUGUACAUUUAUUUAUCUGUAAGCGAUUCCAUUAAUUUUGAAGACCUUUUAUUUAUAAAAUAUUUGUACUAUUAGAUCUUUAAUAGUGUUUCUACCUCUCAUUGUGUAUAACAGCAUGCAUACUCUUUAAGAAAUCAGGUUGCAAACAGUCAUUUGUUAUGUAGCAGCCUUUUUAAUAUGGCCUGUAUAGAUGUACAUUAAAAGGCAGAAAUAAAAUUGACCUGGAAUAUUAAUAGAUUGACUUAUAUUGAUCUGCUUUGAGCAGUGAGUGUUCUAGUUACAUUUUACUGGCUUGGCACCAUAUAUUUUUCGAUUCAGAGGGCACAUUUCCAUAGGAGCAGAACUCAGCCAUUUUGGCCCAUCAUAUCUGCUCCAUCAUUCCAUGAUUGCUGAUUUAUUUUCCUUUCAACCCCAUUCUCCUGUCUUUUUCCCAUAGCCUUUGAUGCCCUGACUAAUCAAGUACCUAUCGACCUCUGUUUUAAAUAUACCAGAUGACUUGGCCUCCGCAGCUGUCUGUGGCAAUGGCCUGUAAGGAGUUUGUACAUUAUCCCCGUGACCGCGUGGUUUUACUCCAGAUGCUCCAAUUCCCUCCCACAGUCCAAAGACCUACCGAUUGGUAGGUUGGUCGUUGUAAAUUGUCCCGUGAUUAGACUCAGGUUAAAUCAGGUUGCUGGGCAGCAAGGCUUAAAGGGCCUGAAGGGCUUAUUCAAUAAAUAAAUAAAUUUCCACAGAUUCACCACCCCUGGCUAAAGAAAUUCCUCCUCAACUUUAUUGUAAAGGGGCAUCCCUCUAUUCUGAGGCUUUUGUCAGUGUAGAUUUCAGUAAAGUUGUAUGAAAACCGGGCUGAGAAGUGGCAGAUGGAGUUCAACCCUGAUAAGUGUGAAGUGGUUCAUUUUGGUAGGUCAAAUAUGGCGGCAGAAUAUAGUAUUAAUGGUAAGACUCUUGGCAGUGUGGAGGAUCAGAGGGAUCUUAGGAUCUGAGUCCAUAUGACACUCAAAGCAGCUGCGCAGUUUGACUCUGGUUAAGAAGGCACACGGUGUAUUGGCCUUCAUUAAUCGUGGAAUUGAAUUUAGGAGCUGAGAGGUAAUGUUACAGCUGUAUCGGACCCUGGUCAGACCCCACUUGGAGUACUGUGCACAGUUCUGGUCGCCUCACUACAGGAAGGAUGUGGAAGCCAUAGAAAGGGUGCAGAGGAGAUUUACAAGGAUGUUGCCUGGAUUGGGGAACAUGCCUUACGAAAACAGGUUGAGUGAACUUGGCCUUUUCUCCUUGGAGCGACAGAGGAUGAGAGGUGACCUGAUAGAGGUGUAUAAGAUGAUGAGAGGCAUUGAUCAUGUGGAUAGUCAGAGGCUUUUUCCCAGGGCUGAAAUGGUUGCCACAAGAGGACACAAAUUUCAGGUGCUGGGAAGUAGGUACAGAGGAGAUGUCGGGGGUAAGUUAUUUUUUAUGCAGAGAGUGGUGAGUGUGUGGAAUGGGCUACCGGCAAUGGUAGUGGAGGCGGAUACAAUAGGGUCUUUUAGGAGACUUGGAAGGGUACAUGGAGCUUAGGAAAAUAGAGGGCUAUGGGUAAGCCUAGUAAUUUCUAAGGUAGGGACAUGUUUGGCACAACUUUGAGGGCCGAAGGGCCUGUAUUGUGCUGUAGGCUUUCUAUGUUUCUAUGAAAUCUGAACAUGUUUGUUGGAUGGGGAAAGGGUGGAUGCCCACAAAGGGGGAGGCUGUUUCCUGCCAAGCGCUCUGCAGCCAGCCGGCACUCUUUGUGGAGAGUACCUGGUAACGUCCUGCAUUCACCUGUCACACAGCAUCUGAGAAACAACGCCAUCUGUGCGGAAAGUAGGUUCAGACCUGCAUGCUCCUGUUCCAGAAGAACCUAUCCUCUUGUGAAUAACAAAAAGUGAGGUGUGGACAGAGCUGCAAUUUGCAUUUGUCAAUACAUGCAGUGCUGAAACAGGCUCUUUGGCCCAUUCAGACUGUGCUGAACCGUUUGCCUAGUCUCAUUGGCCUGCACUCACCUUCCAUAUACAGCAUUGUUCAGGCUGCACUUGGAGUAUUGUGAGCAGUUCUUGGCCCCUAUCUAAGUGCUGAUAUUGGGGAGGUUCACAGGAAUGAAAUGAAAGGGUUAAAAUCAGGAGGGUUUGGCUCUAGGCUUGCACUCACUGGAGUUUAGAAAAUGAGGGGAAAUCUCAUCAAAACAUUGAAAGGCCUAGAUUGAGGAUGUGGAGAGCAUGUUUCCUACAGUGGGGGCAGUCUAGGAUCAGAGGGCACAGCCUCAGAAUCGAGGGGCAUCCAUUUAGAACAGAUGAGGAAACAUUUCUUUAGCCACAGGAUGGUGAAUCUGUGAAAUUCUUUGCCAGAGAGCUGUCAGGCCAUUUCUCUGGUUAUAGUUAAGGUGGAGGUUGGUAGCUUCUUGAUUAGUAUGGGCAUUAAAGAUUAUGGGUAGAAGGCAGGAUAAUGGGGUUGAGAGGGGUAAUAAAUCACCCAUAAUGGAAUGAAGGAGCAAACUCGAUGGGCUGAAUGGCCUGAUUCUGCUCUUAAUGGUUUUAAAUCCCUCCCAUCCAUGUACCUAUCCAAACCCUUAAAUGAUAAAGUUGAACCCUCUGGCUGCUCAUUCCACACACUCACCACCCUCUGAGUGAAAAAGUAAAAAAUAAACAUUUCACCUUCCACCCUUAACCCAUGACCUCUAGUUUUGGUCUCACCCAGAUUCAAUGGAAAAAUCCUGUUUGUGUUUACCCUCUCUCCCCCUCUUAACUUUGGUAUACCUCAAUCAAAUCAGCCCUACACAACUGAGGGUUACAUUACUUCAACAACAACUACAGUUUCCUGUAGUGGGGGAGUCUAGGGUCAGAGGCCACAGCCUCAGAAGAGGGACAUCCAUUUAGAACAGAGAUGAGAAGGAAUUUCUUUCACCAGAGGGUGGUGAAUCUGUGGAAUUAAUUACCACAGACAGCUGUAGAGAACAAGUCAAUGGAUAUAUUCAAAGCAGAGGCUGAUAAGGUUCUUGAUUAGCAAGGACAUCGGAGUUUAUGUGGAGAAGGCAGGAGACUGAGGUUGAGAGGAUAAUAAAUCAGCCAUGAUGGAAUGGUGGAGAAUACUCGAUGGCCUGAAUAGCCCAAUUCUGCUCCUUUUUCUUAUGACCUUAUUGCAUUAAUUUGCUAUCCUGAGCUGGUGAAGACUAUAGUAGACUGAACUCUGUGAAAUAGGUUUGCCUGCCGUGUAAGAUGAUAAUUGUCUACCUGAUGGUCUUAGAGUCUUAUUAGGACUCAGCUAGAUACCACAAACGUAUUGCACCAAGUUGAUUGAGUCCGGUGCCCUUCCUGAAGGAUGUUAGUGAAAUUAUUGUGUUUUUAAUUCCAUCAAAGGCUAGUUAUUAACUUUAAGCUAACCUUUGGAUUGGAGUUCAUAGGUCCUUGCCCAGUGCCUUAAUUGCUCAAUGUUCAAAGUAACUUUAUUAUCAAAGUGCAUGAACAGUACAUGUCACCAUACACAACCCCGAGAUUCAUUUUCUUGUGGGCAUUCACAGUAGGUACAAAGAAUCAGUGAAAAACUACACACAAAGACGGACGGAAAAUCAACGUGCAAAAGAAGACCAACUAUGCAAAUACUAAAAAGAAAUACUAAAUAAUACUGAAAACGUGUGUUGUAGAGUCACUGAAAGCGGGGCCCAUAGGCUGUGGAAUCAGUGCAGUGUUGGGCUGAGUUAUCUGCACUGGUUCAGGAGCCUGAUGGUUAAAGGGUAAUAAUUGUUCCUGAAACUGAUGGUGUGGUGCUAAGAAGGCUCCUGUACCUCCUGUUUGAUGAUAGUGGUGAACAGAAAGCAUAGCCUGGAUGGUGGGGCUCCCCAAAGCUGGAGGUUGCUUUCUUGCGACACCACUCCUUGUAGAUGUACACAGUGACUUUUCCUUUGCCCUGUGAUUCCAUAUUUUUGUGUCACAUUACAGCUCAUGGCUCCCCGCACCCCACAAACAACAAAAAGUCGUCUUCAUCAAUUUUACUUUCCAAUGCUCACUUCCCUUUUUUUUGUUCCUUAUGAAAACACUCUUACCGUCCAGAAUUCUCCAUUCGAAUGCUGUCUCUACAACUUAACAAGUAGUUUGGUGUUUCCUUUUUAAAGAUUAAAGAUUAGCUUCAUCGCAUGUACAUCGAAACAUGAAAUACAUCAUUUGCAUCAACGACUAACACAGCCCAUGCUUCCAAUUCAUACAUACCAUGCCCAGUACUCACUAACUGUAACCUGCACAUUUUCAUACUGUAGGAGGAACCCGGAGCACCCAGAGGUGACCCAUGUGGUCACAUGGAAAACAUACAAACACCUUACUGACGUUGGGGGGGAAUUGAACCUCAAUCUUUUGACUCUGAUUCUGUAAAGCUUUACGCUAACCGCGUCGCUACCACGCCACCCAGACCACAGUCCCUCUGUCAACAUGUGGUGUUGGCCCACCAUACUGACUUGUUGGGUUAAAAACCCUGGUGUAGAUGUAGUGUUGACAGUUUGAUGCCAGCUCUGAACCGAUUCAAUAAUCCUCGUCACAGCAAAUGCACGGGGAGGAAUGGAAUGCCGUGUUAAUUAGUUUCUCCCCAGUGGUUUUUUGUUAGCAAAAGCAAUGUGACCCUAAAGGAGUCUCUGAGCUCUGCUGUGCCCAUUUCGUUCACCACCCCUGUUAAGGAACAUUAAAUACUAUUGCGCACAUGAAGGAAGAGACAAUGUAGCCCAUCGAGCCCCUACUAGCUCUGAGGACUUCCCAUCGGUCCCAUCCCCACACUUAAUCAAAUCGAACGUAGAACAGCUUCAGCCUACAAUGAUGUGCUGACCUUUUAACGCUGUUCCCUGUAAGCCGCACGGUGACGGAAAUGCUCCCGUGCACAUAGCCUUUGUUGCCACGCAACCGGAAUUUUCUUUUAUAUGAUGUUAGUAUAAUCUUUAAAUCUGUGUAACAUAAUUGUGAAAUACCCUGUAAUUAAUUAUGUGUUAAUGAAUAAGUCCAUAAAUUUUCUAAAUAACAAAUCUUAACACAAGUAUUACUUUGAAACAUUUUAGAUCAGGGGUUCUUAAGCUUUUGUAUUGAAAUACUAUUAUCAAAAUAUUAAAAAGCUAAUUUGUGA